Exserohilum turcica Et28A is the source of this 1315-nucleotide messenger RNA. RefSeq lists its product as uncharacterized. The coding region runs from base 235 to 1116 and encodes 293 amino acids. The transcript has 2 exons. The record is from RefSeq and is a predicted model, not a curated record. NCBI's taxonomy places the organism in Eukaryota, Fungi, Ascomycota, Dothideomycetes, Pleosporales, Pleosporaceae.
CAGAACGUGACUAAUCGCCGUGGCUCGACCAGGUACAAAUUCCCGAGACGUUGCGCUUUCGGCCUUCUACCGGCUUCUCUCUCCAAUGACCUCUGACGCCCUGUCCAAUCGAGCCUGAGCUGCGUUUGCUUAUCAGUUCCGUCACCUAUUUUUAAAUUCUUUCUUUCCAGCUGCCCACUAUCUCCUGGCUUCUUCGGUAGAACGGACAUUGUGUUUUGACUGGAGAAAGUCAUCAUGACGUCCGCGGAAUGGCUGGGCAGUGUUGUCCCAACGCUGCUUCGUCCAACUAUACUGCUCUGCAUAGCAGUAUACCACUUUCUCAUGACAAUGUUUGAAGUCGUCUUCUAUGACUGGAGCCCCUUCACCCUUUUCAACAUAAAAAAACUGCGAUUCAAGGCCUUUGCUCGUCUUUGGAAGCACAAUGGCGAAGCCAUGUCCACCGAGAUGCCCGGUCCUACUUUCGAGCUCUUAUCCCAAUGCAAAGGUGUUAUCCUCGAUGUCGGCCCUGGAUCCGGAGAAGUGCUAUCGCAUUUCGACCCAUCCCUCAUUGUUGCAAUCUAUGGCGCCGAGCCUGCCCAGGACCUGCACCCUGGACUAUUGAAGAAUGCAGAGAAGAGAGGCUUUGGAAGCAAGUUUCAUCCGAUGGUGUGCGGAGCCGAGCCGGAAAGUUUGAUCCCAGCACUGCACAAGAGUGGCAUUUUAGAUGUCAGCGGAAAGGGAGGCCUGGCCUCGGAAGGAGUCUUUGAUGAAAUCUGCUGCACUCGUGUACUUUGCAGCGUACCGCAUCCAGAACAAACUAUUAAGGGACUCUACAACCUUCUCAAACCCGGCGGCCGAAUGGUCAUUUGCGAGCACGUGGCCAACCCUUGGAGGACUGAAGGCAGUGUAGCUGCGCGCUUCAUGCAGCUGGUUUACACAAUAAUCGGUUGGCCCUUUUUCAUGGGCGGAUGUGAACUCCAGAGACAUACGCUGGAAUACUUGAGGGAUGCGGGAGAAUGGGACAAGUUCAACCUGAAGUACUAUGGCCCAAAGGACUGUAUCCCCUUUGUUGUUGGCGAGCUGAUCAAGAAGCAUGAGUCGAUGGAUAAGUCCUAUGCUGAAGCCGUGAAGGAGUAGAUUUGAGGCGCAACAUGUACAGUAGGCGGAUGUGUGUUAAAGGGCGCAAAGCAGAAAGUCACUUCACACAGUGUGUUACUGGAGAAGCUGCGCUGUCGUUGGGAAUUUAUGCUUUUAUACCAUCCUGACAGCUCCUCAAAAUGGGUGGCCAAGUGCAGUCGAGCAUGUAACAUAAUCUGAGACUUGCAUUGGAAAUUCC